GUGCUAGUAGGUAAUGAACAAGCGGCGACAACUACGCGAGGCGAGGCCGUAGCCCGUGACGACGAAGGCGUAUUUCGUGUAGUAACCGUUGCGGUUCGCGGGGACGCGGGACGAUCGUUUUAGUACGUUCGAUCAAGCGAAGCCAUCCACCGGCAUGGAAGCAUCUCGGGGAAGAAUGCCUAGAAUGAACCCAUCAGCACCUAGCCCUCCCGCCAGCGCGCCAUGCUGAUAAGAACACCGAGUGCGCGAUAGACUGCUAAUCGUGUGAGUAAACAAGUGCACUACGGGAGAUGUGAACGCAAGCGAAAGAGCCGGCUGGAAAAUGGUGAUUAACGCUGCCUUGCAAGGGAGAUUAAGUAAAAAACAGAAACCGGAAAAAUAAGAACAGAACCACCGAUCAUUGUCGCAGGAGUAAGACGACGACGGGAAGGAAGAAAGAGGGGGAAGGGCCGGGGGAAGGAGUUUGUGCAAUCAACGAAUUAUCAAAGACUCAUCAUCGAAUCCAUCUCCGUUGCGAACGCACGCACCACGGUACGGCAUCGACCCGGUCGAGGUGAUACCCGGCCCCAUACACUAGUUCGCCUGCGGUUCGUACCGAUAGCUGCUGCUGCUGCUGCUGCUGCUGCCAUAUCACGGUCUUCCUUGUGUCUUUCUGCCAGCCCUCUCCAUCCAACAGGGACUAUCCCAACCCGGCACCAGGGGUGUUCGAUCUUGGCUGCGCGUUGCCGUAGUUUACCAGCAGUAGCUCGGGCUACUCAGUCAAUCCGUUCAAUCCAACAAAUCACUAUCGUCUGCAAACUCUGGUGAUUCGGUCGUUCACUGAUCGUGAUUCGGUUUGUGUGACUCAAAUAUUGUCCUUCGUUAGCCGGUAGACACCAUUUGGACAUACAUACUGACAAUAGGGGGACGACACAGGACCAAGACAGGACAGGAAUCAUUGGUGAACUGUAGUUUGGGGGGAGGUCUGAUCACAGCCAGCACUCGGCUUAUAGCAGUUAGUUCGCUGGAACCGGGUUUGCGUGUGUACGUGCGCGUGUGUACCAAUGUUACUCACAAAGCUGGAAAUUGCAGUCGGAAAUCCUACCCUGAAGCGGAAGUACAGUGGAAGUGGCUACGCAGAGCAGAGGAAAAAAAUGGAAGCCAUCAAUUGGAACAAAAUCAUGUACAUCUCCCAGGAGGAGAAGCUGAUUUACUUCGAUCAGAAGACGUACAAAUUGCCAGAAGCAAUACUAUCGCUGUAUGCCGACCGGGUACGCCAUCUGGAUCUCAGCCACAACAAGUUGUCCUCGUUCGAUGCACUCGAGCUGUUUCCGUAUCUAGAGGAGCUUGUGCUGGACAACAACUAUCUUACGGACGAGAUCAUCUUUCCAGCCCAGCUCAAUCAUGUGAAGCUGUUGUCGCUCAAUAAUAACAAGUUCAAGAAUCUCGAUCUGCUGCUCACCAAACUCUCGCUGUGCUUUCCGAAUCUCGAAUAUCUCAGCCUGCUCGGUAAUCCCGCGUGUCCCUGCCAUCUGCUCAACCUCAAGUACACCGAGUACGACUAUCAGAAGUAUCGACUUUACAUCAUCCGACAGCUACCGCAGCUCCGCUUUCUUGACGGCCAGCGGGUGAAAAAGAUGGAGCGCGACUUCGUCCGCUGUCAGCUAGAGAACUACGGUGAAACGAGUGAAAACGAAACCGGCACCGUAUCGAGGCGCAAGAGCAACGCACUGAAGCAUCUCUACACGGCAGUCAGUGCCGGAUUGGGAUUGCGCCGGAAGCCGCCACCGGUAUACAGUCCGCUACCGGAGACGUUGCGCGAAGUAGGCGAUCACCGGGGAGCGUACGGACGGUGCCGCUACCGGUACGUAGGUGCCCAAUCCGAGGGAAACCGCUUCAUAGUCAACACCGACCUCUGAGAGUGUAGCCAAUAGCUAUGGUUGAGUUGAUUUUUUUUUAUUUCUUUAGCUUGAAUUUUAAGUUAUGAUUUGAGUAUAUAAAACAAAAGUUUGUGAAGAGAACGAAUGAAGCAAAGCAACAGAUGGUAA
This is a messenger RNA of Anopheles darlingi, 2027 nucleotides long. RefSeq names its product leucine-rich melanocyte differentiation-associated protein-like. The coding region runs from base 1044 to 1898 and encodes 284 amino acids. Gene Ontology annotation, molecular function: protein binding. The transcript is spliced from 4 exons. NCBI's taxonomy places the organism in Eukaryota, Metazoa, Arthropoda, Insecta, Diptera, Culicidae. The record is from RefSeq and is a predicted model, not a curated record. Gene Ontology annotation, biological process: melanocyte differentiation.